Gaeumannomyces tritici R3-111a-1 is the source of this 937-nucleotide messenger RNA. Its product is annotated as nuclear movement protein nudC. The transcript is spliced from 3 exons. Gene Ontology annotation, biological process: protein folding. Gene Ontology annotation, cellular component: cytoplasm. Bases 201 to 776 code for a protein of 191 amino acids. The record is from RefSeq and is a predicted model, not a curated record. NCBI's taxonomy places the organism in Eukaryota, Fungi, Ascomycota, Sordariomycetes, Magnaporthales, Magnaporthaceae.
GACGUAUUGCGCUUCCCCGCCUCCGCUGUCGCACGCGCCCAGAAGAGCACCAACACUGAGCCCCGCCGUGCUGAAGCUGUUUGAAAGGCGCUGUUUGUCAAUCGCCUCUUUUUAUUUCCUCAAGGCCAACCCCGCCAGAAAUCCCUUUCGGUUUUUUUUUUUCAAGGCCAUACAUCCUCCCUACUCAUCUCGAUUCAAGAAUGGCAGACAAAGAGCCGACGCCCGUCGAGGAGGCUGCUGCUCGCGCGAAGGAGCAGGCCGAGCAGGACGAACUCCCGUACAAGUGGACCCAGACUAUCGGCGACCUUGACGUCGUCAUCAAGCUCCCCGAGGGCUCGGCCAACUACAAAGGAAAGGACCUCAAGGUCGAACUCAAGAAGCAGCAUCUCUACGCCGGCGUCAAGGGGGCGGACCCGAUCAUAAAUGGAGACCUGCCCCAUGCAAUCCGCGUCGACGAGUCGACGUGGACCCUGACCCCAAACUCGGACGGCACCAAGAACAUCGAGAUCCACUUGGACAAGAUCAACAAGAUGGAGUGGUGGGCACACGUCGUCACCGACGCCCCCAAGAUCGAUGUUACCAAGAUAAACCCGGAGAACUCCAAGCUGUCGGACCUUGACGGCGAGACCAGAGGUAUGGUCGAGAAGAUGAUGUACGACCAGCACCAGAAGGAGCUUGGCAAGCCGACGUCGGACGAGCAAAAGAAGAUGGACAUUCUCAAGAAGUUCCAGGAGCAGCAUCCUGAGAUGGACUUUAGCAAAGCAAAGAUUCAGUAACGCGAACUCGUUUCCGUGAUCAUGUUCAAGCGUUCGGAUCGUUUAGUGGUGUUCACUGGAUGGGAAUCCCAAUUUGGGCCGUGGGUACAACGAGGUUCACGGUGAGAGGAUGGGAAUAAUACUCUAAUUGCUUUCCUGGUCCAAAUCGGAUCAUUGCUUUG